Messenger RNA from Syngnathoides biaculeatus (alligator pipefish), 5211 nucleotides. RefSeq names its product alpha-actinin-3. Gene Ontology annotation, molecular function: calcium ion binding; actin filament binding. NCBI's taxonomy places the organism in Eukaryota, Metazoa, Chordata, Actinopteri, Syngnathiformes, Syngnathidae. Gene Ontology annotation, cellular component: cell junction; plasma membrane; Z disc. Gene Ontology annotation, biological process: actin cytoskeleton organization; muscle cell development. The record is from RefSeq and is a predicted model, not a curated record. The transcript is spliced from 21 exons. Bases 956 to 3637 code for a protein of 893 amino acids.
ACGGAGUUGCGCGCUUGCCCUCAAACGUUAUCGUGACAGAAUUGCUUUCAGGUGAGUGCCACUCGGGGCGCACCCUGCGGCGCGACGCGAGCUAACACUCAUGGAGGAUUACCGCACCUCGUCCCGAGCCCCAGCCGGCACCGCACCAGACACGGAGGCGAACGGACCGAGCCUUUCGUGGCCACGCUAAGCUAAAGGCCCUAGAACAGCUAGAGGCGGCGCCCGUUUUCGACGACAACACGAGCUCAGCGGCUUACAAAGUGUUAAAGGUAACCCUUUUAUCUCCCGAAUCAAACGUUUAGGCUAUCUUUCUACCCGGAGAAUUGGUGGCAAAUUCAACUUUUCCAACGCGAACCCGUCUGUCAACCGCGGUGACAGGACUCUGAGAUACUUGUCAAGUUUGUACUAUGCCGCGCUUGGAAAAUGACUGAAUAAAAGGUCCAAUUUGAAGCCCCACGCUGGUGUCCUGUCUCUUUUAAUAGCUCAUUUUGGGGUCACGCUUGGAAACCGCGGAAGACGGGCACGGAAAAUCCAAAUUGCGAUUGGGGAAAUUUGCAGAGGACAAUUGCAAUUGAAAUGCUGAUUUUUUUUUUUUUUUUUUUAAUUCUUUUUUUGGGCCAGUCACUUAACGAAUGACAAUUACAUAUUUCCGAUCCCGAGGGGUACUCGAUUUCCUGUGCCGACGACCACUCGGAGGACCUUCAUUAGCAGCGACAGGUGCGCGUCCCAGUGGGGAGGUUCGGGGCGUGGCCUCUGGGAGGUGGAAAAGCAGGGGAGGUGGGGUGGCGCCCGCCCGGCCGGCCCCCCACCCCUUUUUUGGGCCGCAACCCUGACACUCACCCCCUUGCUUCGCGGCGGAGCGGCAGUCAGUCCGGCAGAGUGGAGCACGGCGUGACCCCCCCCCAAGACCAGAGCUCGCGUCCCCCCUCUUGUUGAUCUCUUUUCAGCGGCCACCAUGACGACGCUCGAGAGCCACGUGACGUACACCAUCCACCACGAGCAGACCUACAUGACCCAGGAGGACGACUGGGACCGCGACCUGCUGCUCGACCCCGCCUGGGAGAAGCAACAGAGGAAGACGUUCACAGCCUGGUGCAACUCCCACCUGAGGAAAGCCGGCACACAGAUUGAGAACAUCGAAGAGGAUUUCAGGAAUGGUCUGAAGUUGAUGCUGCUCCUGGAGGUCAUCUCAGGCGAGAGGCUCCCCAAGCCCGACAAAGGAAAGAUGCGCUUCCACAAGAUCGCCAACGUCAACAAAGCUCUGGACUUCAUCUGCAGCAAAGGCGUGAAGCUGGUGUCCAUCGGCGCCGAGGAAAUCGUGGACGGCAACGUGAAGAUGACCCUCGGGAUGAUCUGGACCAUCAUCCUGCGCUUUGCGAUCCAGGACAUUUCGGUUGAAGAGACGUCCGCCAAGGAGGGUCUGCUGCUGUGGUGUCAGAGGAAGACCGCCCCUUACAGGAACGUCAACGUGCAGAACUUCCACAUCAGUUGGAAGGACGGCCUGGCCCUGUGCGCCCUCAUCCACAGACACAGACCCGACCUCAUCGACUACUCCAAACUGAGAAAGGACGACCCCGUCGGCAACCUGAACACAGCCUUCGAGGUGGCCGAGAAGUACCUGGACAUCCCAAAGAUGUUGGACGCUGAAGAUAUCGUCAACACGCCCAAACCCGACGAGAAGGCCAUCAUGACCUACGUGUCCUGCUUCUACCACGCAUUCGCCGGUGCCGAGCAGGCCGAGACGGCCGCCAACCGGAUCUGUAAGGUCCUGGCGGUCAACCAGGAGAACGAGAAGCUGAUGGAGGAGUACGAGAAACUGGCCAGCGAGCUUCUGGAGUGGAUCCGCCGCACCGUCCCCUGGCUGGAGAACCGCGCGGCGGAGCAGACCACGCGCGCCAUGCAGCAGAAGCUGGAGGACUUCCGGGACUACCGCCGCGUGCACAAGCCGCCGCGCGUGCAGGAGAAAUGUCAGCUGGAGAUCAAUUUCAACACGCUGCAGACCAAACUGAGGCUCAGCAACAGGCCCGCCUUCAUGCCCUCCGAGGGCAAGAUGGUGUCGGACAUCGCCAACGCCUGGAAGGGCCUGGAGCAGGUGGAGAAGGGCUACGAGGAGUGGCUGCUCACGGAGAUCCGCCGCCUGGAGAGGCUGGACCACCUGGCCGAGAAGUUCAAGCAGAAGUGCGCCACGCACGAGUCGUGGACCGCGGGUAAGGAAGACCGGCUCUCCAAGAAAGACUACGAAUCCGCGUCCCUGAUGGAGAUCCGAGCGCUGACGAGGAAGCACGAGGCCUUCGAGAGCGACCUGGCCGCCCACCAGGACCGCGUGGAGCAGAUCGCCGCCAUCGCGCAGGAACUCAACGAGCUGGACUACCACGACGCCGCCACCGUCAACGCCCGCUGCCAGGGCAUCUGCGACCAGUGGGACAACCUGGGCACUCUGACCCAGAAGAGGCGGGACGCUCUGGAGCGCGUGGAGAAGCUGUGGGAGACCAUCGACCAGCUGUACCUGGAGUUCGCCAAGAGGGCGGCGCCCUUCAACAACUGGAUGGAUGGAGCCAGGGAGGACCUGCAGGACAUGUUCAUCGUCCACAGCGUUGAGGAGAUCCAGAGCCUGAUCACCGCCCACGACCAGUUCAAAGCCACCCUGCCCGAGGCCGACAAGGAGCGCACGGCCACGCUGGGCAUCCACGCGGAGAUCCUGAAAAUCGCUCAGACGUACGGAAUCAAGCUGUCCGGCAUCAACCCGUACACCGACCUGACGCCCCAGGACGUCGGCACCAAGUGGGACACGGUCAAACACCUGGUGCCCCUCAGAGACCAAAUGCUGCAGGAGGAAGCGGCCCGACAGCAGGCCAACGAGCGUCUCAGGCGCCAGUUUGCCGCCCAGGCCAACAUUAUCGGGCCUUGGAUCCAGACCAAGAUGGAGGAGAUCGGCCGCGUGUCCGCGGACAUCGUCGGAUCUCUGGAGGAGCAGAUGAACAGUUUGAAGCAGUACGAGCAGAACAUCAUCAACUACAAGUCCAACAUCGACAAGUUGGAGGGAGACCACCAGCUGAGCCAGGAGUCGCUCAUCUUUGACAACAAACACACCAACUACACCAUGGAGCACAUCCGCGUGGGCUGGGAGCAGCUUCUCACCACCAUCGCCAGAACCAUCAACGAGGUGGAGAACCAGAUCCUGACCCGCGACGCCAAGGGCAUCAGCCAGGAGCAGCUCAACGAGUUCCGGGCUUCCUUCAACCACUUUGACAGGAAGAGAAACGGCAUGAUGGACCCGGACGACUUCCGCGCUUGCCUCAUCUCGAUGGGCUACGACCUGGGAGAGGUUGAGUUCGCCCGCAUCAUGACCCUGGUGGACCCCAACAACACCGGCGCGGUCACCUUCCAGGCCUUCAUCGACUUCAUGACCCGGGAAACGGCAGAGACCGACACGGCCGAGCAAGUCAUGGCCUCCUUCAAGAUCCUGGCUUCGGACAAGAACUACAUCACGGUGGAAGAGCUCCGCCGAGAGCUUCCGCCCGAGCAGGCCGAGUACUGCAUCAGCCGCAUGACGCGUUACGUCGGCGCCGACAGCCCCGCCGGCGCCCUCGACUACAUCUCCUUCUCCAGCGCCUUGUACGGCGAGAGCGACCUGUAAAUGGGCCACGCCCCCCCCCCCCCCCCGCAACUUGCUUUUGUUGUGCAGCCGCCUGUUUACUUACACACACACACACACACACACACACACAUACGAACAAACACACCGCUGCACUGUGAGUCUGGAGGAGGGAUCAUAGCAGCGACUUGUUGAGAAGGUAAAAGGCAUUGCGGGUAGCCAAAAGUGUAAAUAAAACGGGACAGGGAAUGACGAGAAUGGAUCCUCUGAUUUAGUUUCUUUUUCUUUGGGAGUGUCAACGACGCGCGGCAGGAAGGUUUGUGACGGGCUGAUGCGUGACCUCCGUCUGUGUUCCCUCCUCCAAUCCUCAAACGGCCUACCGAAGCUUUUGGAAAACCACAAAAGUUGAAAAUAAAAAGUUGUCACAUUUGAACCCUCAACACACACACGCACACACGAGUGUCUCGAACCAGGCUCGCACAGGGUGGGCUAAAUAUAUAAUUCAUAAAAUCCAUCGGUCUCCAGCGUGUUAGCCUCGUGGACGAAAAUGUCGAUUUAUAAUGAUUUAAAAGGUAAUAAAUAGAUUGAUACGAGAAGCUAACGUCUGAUUUGUCUAUAUAUAUAUAUACAGUGAAGAUGCGAAUGAUGAGUUGUCGAUUUCCUGUCCGUGACCUCGCAGGGGAUAAUGGAAACUGUAGUUUUUAUGUGGCGCUAUUCGGCGGGCGGCUCUGAGAAGUGAAAUACGUCUCCCAUGAUCCCUUGCGCACAGCACGAGCUAAGCAGGAAGCGAACGAGAGGAGCGCGCUAAAUUUGAAGGAAAGGUUCAAUCAAGUCGGCUGUAGCGUUGUUUUUAUUUGUUUUUUUUUGAACAAACGCUGAGGAUUAUAUCCCGCGUCCUAAAAUCAGAAGCAUGAACCCGUUUUGGUUUUGUAUACAUAAAAAAAAAAAAAAGAGGAGGAGGAAAACACGGCAGGCGUGCGAUAGCCGAUUAUGGACAAGUCCCGGGACGUGAAGGAUGACCGGCCGCGACCCCGAACCGAAGAAGCAAGCGAGGGGGCAGACGCUUCGAGCGCGAUUCCUCGUCGGACCGAGCUCGGAAAGGUUGGUGAGAUCCUCGAGCGACUUGGAGAGAAAAGUUAGCGAGCAGGUGCGCCGGUUCCAUUCCUUGUAUAUGGGUAAAGUGUUCACGAGUAGUAUUUGAAUGAUUUGGGUUAGUUUCGGCCUUUUAAAGUCGUGCGGUUUGAACAUUGGCAUUGUAUCUAAGUACGAGAAAUGAAAAGUAAAAAAUGACGAUAUCACUUUAUCUGAUGAUGCUGUGCGUAACAUAAAUUUCUGUUCUUGCGUUACCGACAGCUAAUUCCAAAAUUUCUGAAGCAAAUAUUACUUUGAUUGUAUUUGCAGGUGAUUUUUUUUUUUUUUUUCGGAGGCGUGUGUCAAUAAUUAAAUCGGAUUGCACGUUUAUUUGAAUUGCGCUUACAGGUUUAAAUGUCUUUUUUUUUUCCACAAAUUAGUUAAUUUGAAUGUUUUUCAGUACAAUUUGGGUAAAUGCUAUGAGUGAAAUUCUUUAAUUAAGAUGAAACUUUAAAUUUCUUUACAUGUAGGCUUAAUUCUUUUUU